AUGGCAUCUCUUACAAGCGGGGAGUAUCCCCCCACUCUCAAAGCUGAAGAAAAGGACGCCCUCAUCGAGACCGUCAAGGACUGGUCGAUAGGCAAUGGCCUCGCAGUCAGGCCUCCCCCAACCGUGAUAGCCGCCGAGGCAGAUCCCAAGGGUAUCGCUGCUACUAAUGUGCCUGUCACGCUCUUCCCUAGUCCGUUUCCCAGCCAGUGCUUCUCCCAGGGCAAGGCGGUUCAAAAGACGUACAACGAGCUGUAUGCCUCAGUGAGCAGGGAUGAAGAGUUUCUGGCCCAGGUAGUAAAGGAGGUUGCAGACGGCGAUGAAUUUAUUCGAAACUUAUGGGAUGUCCACACCAAGGUCAAGGCCGAGGGAUAUACACAGGCAAGAAUUUAUACAUUGGGUUUAUUCCGAUCAGACUACAUGGUUCACCAGGAUACUCACACCUCCCCCCCUUCUCUGCAAGUUAAGCAGGUUGAGUUCAACACCAUCGCCUCUUCUUUUGGUGGUCUCUCAACAUACACUUCCGCCCUCCACAAGUAUCUUGCUACAACGGAAUACCCAAUCUUGGAAAAUUCCAUCACUCAAGGAUCGCUAGAUCUACCAGAAAACACCAGCACUCGGGGCUUGGCAGCAGGUAUUGAGGCAGCUUACAAUGUAUCUCCUCAGUCCGAACUCGGACACCAAAAAUGUGUCAUCUUCCUGGUUCAGGAUGGCGAGAGGAACAUUUUCGACCAGCGCCACCUUGAGUAUCAAAUCAUCAAGUCUUCUCCAUCCAUCCCCGUCUUCAGACUUCCAUACUCUCAAAUCCUGAAGCACACAAAAAUCGCAGAAACUUCCAAGCGACAGCUUCUGUACCAUCUUCCACGAAACCCCACCAAGGUUUACGAGGUUGCUGUUAUUUACAUGCGAUCUGGAUACGGACCCUCUGACUACCCUGAUCAGCAAGCCUGGGAUGCCCGAUACCACUUGGAGAGAUCAAACGCAAUCAAGUGUCCCACUGUUCUUACUCAACUGGCCGGAACAAAGAAGGUUCAGCAAAUCCUGGCGACACCGCGGCCGUCAUCCUCGCCUUCGGCCCUCAGCAGAUUUAUUCGCGAUGACACCGAUGAUGCCGCUGAACUAUGGCGCACAUUCACCAACAUUUACCCCAUGGACACAAGUGAUGCGGGUCUCGAGGCUCGAAAGAAGGCUCUUGACCCUAAGGCUUGUCAAGACUAUGUGCUAAAGCCUCAGCGAGAAGGUGGCGGAAACAACAUCUACAGGGGAGCCAUCCCCGGUUUCCUCAAAUCUGUCCCUGAGUCCCACUGGGGAUCUUAUAUCCUCAUGGAGCUCAUCACCCCUCCCCCAGUUAACAACAUCAUACUCCGCAACGGCAAUCUCGAACAAGGAGGCGUCAUUUGUGAACUGGGAAUAUAUGGUACUUGUGUAUGGGAUCAAAUCACAGGAAAGGUUCAUCACAACGAAGAGGCCGGAUAUCUCUUGCGCACAAAGGGUGACAAGAGUGAAGAGGGCGGUGUUGCUGCUGGCUUCGGGUGUAUGGAUAGCUGCACUCUAGUAUAG
This is a messenger RNA of Fusarium graminearum PH-1, 1557 nucleotides long. RefSeq lists its product as uncharacterized. Lineage: Eukaryota; Fungi; Ascomycota; Sordariomycetes; Hypocreales; Nectriaceae. Bases 1 to 1557 code for a protein of 518 amino acids. The transcript has 4 exons. Gene Ontology annotation, cellular component: cytosol. Gene Ontology annotation, molecular function: ATP binding; glutathione binding; glutathione synthase activity. Gene Ontology annotation, biological process: glutathione biosynthetic process. The record is from RefSeq and is a predicted model, not a curated record.